AUGUUGAGCGUCGGGGUCGCAGGAGGUGGCAUCGGCGGGCUGUCCUGUGCUAUUCAUCUUGCACGAGCGGCGCAUGAUGUUACAAUUCUGGAGCAAAAGUCAUCUUACACAGAGGCCAAUUCCGGAGGAGGCAUUAACUUGACUCCCAACGCUCUUCGUUGCCUGAGCGUUCUCCUCGGAGAAGAUACACUACGCUCUAUCGUCGACGAAUCGGAUACAGGCUAUGUAAGACGUCAUAGCGAUGGUGCAGUCGUCAACACCGUGGCUUCGACACCGCGUGGAAUGGCCCACCGCCAGGACAUUCUGCUUGCCCUUCUGGAGGCCGCCAAGGCAUGUGGUGUGAAGAUCUUGUACGGUGUCACCGUCGAAGGAUUCUACGAAGACUCAGACUCGGUUCAGCUAGCAGGCAGCUGUACACGAGCCUUUGAUCUGCUCAUUGGCGGAGAUGGGAUCAACUCGCGUGUCCGCACGGUAAUGUUCUCUCCAAGAUCACUUGAAGCUGCUCCGACGGGCGCCCGAACAUUUCUUGUCACGGUCCCCGAGCAAGCUAUGCUGGCGCACGAAAGCACAGCAGAGCUGUAUGAACACGGAAAGCGUCCCUUUGAACACUGGCUAGGUCCGGAGCGAGUCAUAAUCGCGUGGACUAUGACUCGGAGACGGGUGCAUCACCUCCAAUUCUGCGACUUCAAUGCGGACUGGGCGGUUGGUGAGAUUGGGCACGACAAGCGAUGGUCUCGCCGCGUCGACGAUAUGACGGCGCUGCGUGAGCGGUGGCAGGACUUUGCAGAGGGGAUUCGUCGGAUCCUGGACCUGGCCUUUGAUUGCGUCGAAUGGAGGAUUGCGGAAGUGCCAGAACUUCCGACGUGGAGCACUCCCGGCGGCCGCAUUGUGCUCAUUGGCGACGCCGCCCAUGCCAUCGCUCCGUUUGCCGGCCAAGGGGCCUGCAUGGCUCUGGAAGAUGCGACUGUGCUCGGACUCCUACUGGCAAGGAAUGUAUCGAAGGGAGAUGUUGUCCAGACGGUGCGGACAUACGAAACACUUCGUCGACCGAGGAUUGACACCAUGCGGCGGAUCGUUCACGCUAACACCCAGGCAUAUUCGGCGUUGAACGUCGAUGGUAGCGUCUUCUUCGGCAGACAUGCCCAACCCACCGUUGGUGGUGACGAUUCAACCCCCUGGACGACUGAGCGGCAGAUGGGAUGGAUCACGUCGUAUGAUGCUUUUGCGGAAGUCGCCGGGCUGCAGCAGAUCGAAGUACUGCAGAAGACCCGAGUACCUCCCAUGGCAUAG
Molecule: messenger RNA, 1290 nt
Organism: Cyphellophora attinorum
Lineage: Eukaryota; Fungi; Ascomycota; Eurotiomycetes; Chaetothyriales; Cyphellophoraceae
Product: 6-hydroxynicotinate 3-monooxygenase
Exons: 1
Coding region: 1-1290 (429 amino acids)
Biological process (GO): secondary metabolite biosynthetic process
Molecular function (GO): monooxygenase activity; FAD binding
Source: RefSeq, a predicted model, not a curated record